Contarinia nasturtii (swede midge) is the source of this 946-nucleotide messenger RNA. It is a transcript of the gene MED7, whose product is annotated as mediator of RNA polymerase II transcription subunit 7. Gene Ontology annotation, cellular component: mediator complex; core mediator complex. The record is from RefSeq and is a predicted model, not a curated record. Gene Ontology annotation, biological process: regulation of transcription by RNA polymerase II. The transcript has a single exon. The coding region runs from base 237 to 896 and encodes 219 amino acids. NCBI's taxonomy places the organism in Eukaryota, Metazoa, Arthropoda, Insecta, Diptera, Cecidomyiidae. Gene Ontology annotation, molecular function: transcription coregulator activity.
GUUGUGACAGCGCUGUCAAAGGUCCAAUUAAUAAAACGAUUGAAUUGUUAUGUUUACGUAUGUCGUAUAAUCAGAAAUUUUAGUAUAUUUUCAAUCGAUUUUCUUGGUGUUUUCGACCAAAAUAUUAAACAAAAAAAUUGUGUUGCAUCUGCAUAGAUUAUUCGCACCUUGAAAUAACUGAGCAAAAUUCAUUUAAUUUGGCUCUAAACGACGCGCAACUAAAUAACGCAAUAACAAUGUCGAAUCCAGAAGUAACCCAAGUGAUGUCUUUGCCUUUACCACCGGCACAAUAUUUCAAUUUAUACACGGAUGAGAAUAUUCGAAAGAAUCGGGUGCCAAAACCACCGCCACCAAUAUUGGACACAUAUCAAAUGUUUGGCAAUACAUUUAACAACGAAGAAAUGAUCCGGUCACUUGAGUCACAAGGCAUUCGCCGUCUGAUACCACAACAUUUUGAUCGACGCAAAGAAUUGAAGAAACUAAAUCAUUCGCUAUUUGCAAACUUUUUGGAUUUAAUUGAUUUGCUCAUUCAUUAUCCGGAUAGUCCGAAGCGUACGGAGAAAAUUGAAGAUUUAAGCCUGCUAUUUGUCCAUAUACAUCAUUUGCUAAAUGAAUUUCGGCCGCAUCAAGCACGUGAAACAUUACGCGUUCUCAUGGAAGUACAAAAGCGAAAGCGAAUCGAAACGGCACGACGCUUUCAAAAACAUUUGGAAAAGGUUCGAGAAUUGGUUCGCAAUGCAUUCGCACAGUUACCCGAUAUUACAGAAACCGAAUGCAAAAUAGCCGACAUUAUAGCUGGUAUCAAUGAACCACCACCACCAAGUACCAACGAAACAACUGCUGAACACUGCGAUCCCAUGGAUAGAUUAAUGUGUGACAUUGUUGAUAACAUGUAGAGAUUCAUCAAAUAUUAUUGUAAUACACACAAAUUAUUGUGAAAAUUGAA